ACGAUCAUUAGUGGCAUAAUUAAUUAAACAACACAGGUAAUGGAGACAUUUCAGCAGACGGUGACAAAUAUGUCUCAGCGUUCUCAUAGCGACCCGCUAAAAAAUAAUACAGGGAUAUCAUUUAUUUCCCGAGUCUUUUGUCAGUGUAAGAUUUGUUUUUUUAAGACAUUAUCUCAGACGGUCGCACACAGCUUACCUGCCGUCUCCACACAACUCAACCCGGGGACAGUGAAUAUGUACCACUUUAAGCUGUAUCCCGCAUCUGCACUCUCGAAUGGAAUGUUCCACUUACGUCGUUCCGCGUGACUGGGGGAGCGAUUUUGGCACUACCUAUUAAUAGAGUGGGAUACCCCAGUCUGAGAGAUAAGUGUUCGCCCAGUCUGUGAAACUGAUUAGUUUGCGAAAAAUGGCGACGAGGAGAGCGUACCUCCUCAUAGUGCCAACAUUACUAUUUUACCUCAAAUUUUCAAAUGGAGAAGUUUUAUCGCCACCGUAUUUUAACCUGGCUCAGCAGAGGCAGAUCUAUGCAAGUUCCACGUGCGGGGUGGACGUUGUGGGGCCCGAGCUCUACUGUCGACUGACAGGGGCUAGUUCAGAGAAUGGAUUUGCCGACCCAGAGCGAGAAAUCAUCCAAGGACAGUACUGUGAUGUGUGCGAACCCAGCCUCCCCGAGAAGCGGCACCCUCCCCAGUACGCUAUAGAUGGCACGGAGCGCUGGUGGCAGAGUCCGCCCCUGUCCCGGGGGAUGGCCUACAACCAGGUCAACCUAACCAUUGAUCUAGGACAGGAAUUCCAUGUUGCAUAUGUCUUCAUCAAAAUGGCAAACACGCCCCGCCCUGGGGUGUGGGCCUUGGAGAGAUCUACGGACUUUGGUCUGUCAUGGAAACCGUGGCAGUACUUUGCGGACACCCCAAGUGACUGUAUGAAGUUCUUUGGGGUACAAGCUGACCGGGAUAUAUACGCUGAUGAUGCAGUCAUAUGUUCUACCGAGUUCUCUAAAAUUGUGCCUCUUGAAAAUGGAGAGAUUGUGGUUUCCCUGGUCAACAAUCGCCCAAGUGCUCAGAACUUUACAUAUGCCAGCAAGCUCCAGCAGUGGACCAAAGCCACCAAUGUCCGACUCAAGCUGCUCCGAACCAAGACGUUACUGGGUCACCUGAUGGCAGUCGCCCGACAGGACCCAACUGUCACCCGCAGGUACUUCUACAGUAUUAAGGAUAUUUCCAUUGGAGGCCGAUGCGUGUGUAAUGGCCACGCCAACACGUGCGACAGAAGCGACUCCAAUAACCCUAACCUUCUGGUCUGCUCAUGUAAACAUAACACAUGCGGCAGCCAAUGCGAGACUUGCUGUCCAGGAUUUGUCCAGAAGAAAUGGAAGCAGGCAAGGGCAGACAAAAUCUUCAUGUGUGAACCCUGUGAAUGUUAUGGCCAUGCCACCGAGUGUCUCUACGACGAGGAAGUGGAUCGACUCACACUCAGUGUGGAUAUGUAUGGGAAUUACCAGGGAGGCGGAGUCUGUCAAAACUGUCAGCACAAUACGUACGGUAUUAACUGUGAUCAGUGUGCGGCUGGUUACUACAGACCCUACGGAGUCCUGAAGAAUGACACAAACGCAUGUAGACCCUGUGAGUGUGACCUGAACGUUUCUACAGGGGAGUGUGAGGAAGGGUCGGGACGAUGUUUGUGUCGCAAGGAAUACAUAGGCCUCUAUUGUGACAGUUGUGCCCCGGGAUACGAAGGUUACCCCACCUGUGUUCCCUGCCAGUGUCACAUGAACGGUACAGAUGGAGAGAUCUGUUCACUGGAGGGGGGCCAGCCCUGCCCCUGUAAGGAGAACUUUGUGGGUAACCGCUGCGACAUGUGUGCCUCAGGAUACUACAACUUCCCAGAAUGCACUCCGUGUGCCUGUGAGACAUCCACUGGGGGAUCCGCAGACAACAACUGUGAUGUGGAGACUGGGCAGUGUCCAUGCCAACUUAACUUUGCUGGCAAGGAGUGCAACCAGUGUGCCCAUGGCUAUUACAAUUACCCAGCAUGCACCUUGUGUGACUGUGACUCGUCGGGAACGUCGUCGGAGAUCUGUAACAAGACAACAGGCCAGUGUCUGUGUAAGGAGAACUUCAUGUUCCCUCGCUGUGACCGCUGUGCACCUGGUCACUAUAACUACCCCACGUGUCAAGAGUGUCAAUGUGCUGAGCCAGGCUCCAUUGAGAAGGUGUGUCGUGAGGAUGGUCAGUGUCCAUGUAAACCAAACUUUGGAGGGCGUACCUGUGGCAGGUGUCAUCCAGGCUUCUACCGCUACCCAGACUGUGCUUCUUGUAACUGUGACCGGUACGGAUCGUACGGAGAGACCUGUGAACAGUUGAGUGGACAGUGUGAGUGUCGCCCGACCUUCGACGGUCUGAGCUGUAGCAAGUGUAAGGAGGGAUUCUACAACUACCCCAUGUGUGAAGAGUGUAACUGUAACCCUGCUGGAGCCAAGGAGAUCCCGGGGUACCCCCUGGGAGGGUGUGGUGAGGUCAUCAAAGGUCAGCUGUGUGAGUGUAAGGAGCGUGUGAUGGGGAGGAUAUGUGAUCAGUGUAUGCCUGGCUACUUCAAUUUGGACAGAAACAACCCACUGGGCUGUGAAGAGUGCUCCUGCUAUGCCCCUGGUACUGUGGCGGGACUCAACAUGUGUCACGCAUCGUCGGGUCAGUGUACCUGUAAACUGGAUGUGGUCGGGCGGCGCUGUGACACCUGUGCCAGUGGAUUCUAUGGUCUGUCUGAGGCCAAUCCAUUUGGAUGUACAGAGUGUGAUUGUGACAGUGGUGGAUCCAUCAAUCUGAGGUGUGAGCAGAGAACGGGACAGUGCCCCUGUAAGCCGCGAGUGGGUGGCAGGCGGUGUGAUGUACCUGAGAGGAAUCACUUUUACCCUACCCUGCAGCAGUUCAAGUAUGAGAUAGAAGAUGGGCACACUCCGGAAGGAUCCAGAAUAAGAUACGGCUUUGAUGAGACAUUUUUUCCCAAUUUCUCCUGGAGAGGCUAUGCCAUUUUGACAGCUAUACAGCCUGAGGUUGAGAUGGACAUUGAGAUCAAGAAACCCAGUUUGUACCGCUUGAUUUACCGUUACGUCAACGUAAAUAACAACAUUCUGCGAGGACAGGUGAAGCUUAAACCACACAAUCCGACGGACGUCACCCAGAGCAGUGAGGUCUUCUUUCAGGUGACCACGGAGCCAAUGUUUGUAACCGUGGGCAGUGGAAGGGACUACGAAUUUGUCCUGAAUCCAGGUCGCUGGACUGUCUCCAUCAGCUCCCCCGAUAUCCUACUUCUGGACUACAUGGUACUAGUACCCGAUGCUUACUAUGAGGCCACAGUUUUGCAAGAGAAAGUUACUCGUCCAUGUAAAAUCCCUGGAGAUCAAGGGCCGUGUGUAUCGUAUGGGUAUCCUGACCUGGAGACGUUCCCCACUGUCAUUGGAGGAUCAGGAUUCGUUAUAGACCGUAACGGAAGCCAGAUCCCAACCCAGGUGUUCCCCAAUCAGAUCAUUCUGGAUGAGCUGGGAAUCCCCACUCUGGCCCAGCUGGACAAUAGCCAGCGGGAGUUGAACCUAAACCUGCGAGUUCCCCGGCCUGGAGAUUACGUGCUGGUGUUCAACUAUUUCGCCCUGUCCAACAGAUCCCAGGAACUAGACGUCGAGGCCGAUGUGGACGGACAGACGACCCUCGGCACUGUUCUCCUGUACAGCUGUAAAUACAGCGUGCUGUGUAGACAAGUGAUGAAGAACAUUGACGACAUGCCCUCCGUGAUCACCAUUAAUGACACCAUCAAUAUACGUGUUACAGGCGACCAGGAUGUGGAUGUGGCCAUCGGGUCGGUGGUUGCUAUCCCAUACGAUGAGUGGUCCCUUGGAUUCAUCCGACCUAGCAUCAUCUGUAUCCGCAUCAAUGGAAUAUGUGUUGUGUCGGGAUACACCAUUCCAUCCAGCGGUCUGAGAAUUGACUUUGAGGAUCCACCAAAUUCAAACCUAAUCGCCACCGUGGUGCCAAGUCACAUCACUGAGCAAGGACUUAUAGAACUCAACAACAUUAAUAGAGUGGUGGAACUGACAGGAAACAUCCGCACGCCCGGUCAGUAUGUGGUCCUGGUCCACUUCUACAUGCCCUCGACCGCCGGCGCUGACCUUCCCGUCACCUUGUUUACUGAGGGAUUCCCCCCAAUCACAGGGACCUUUAAGCCUCGUUUUUGCCCAAGUGUCUACGGCUGCCGGAGUCAGAUUGUGUUUGAUGGGACAGUCAGAAACGUGAUUUCUCUACAGCCCGGCAACUUUACGAUCAGGUUCAACAACACCAUGGGACGAAACAUGCUGUUGGAUUAUCUGAUGGUGAUACCAGUCAAGCAGUUUUCCCAGUCUGAUUUGAACCCACAACCUAUUGACAACUCGGCUCACUUCUUGAAGUGGUGUGUGGGGCCAGGAUUUGUUCUUGUGAAUGACACAGAGUUCUGUCAGUCAGGCGUGUACACACUGACCACGGACUUCAACAAUGGCGGCCUAGCCUGUGGCUGCGACACGGAUGGCUCGCUCAGCUUUGAGUGCUCCAACUUUGGAGGGCAGUGUCAGUGUCGAGACAACGUGAUUGGUCAGAAAUGUACUCAGUGUCGAGAGGGAUACUAUGGAUUCCCACGCUGUAAACCUUGCAACUGUCCCUAUGGAAUGUGCAGUCCCUUUUCCGGUGAAUGCAUGUGCCCCCCGCGGGUGACAGGAGAGCGAUGUAACACCUGUGUGCCCGCUACCUAUGGCUUUGAUCCUCUAGUGGGCUGUACUGACUGUAAAUGUAAUGCUGAGGGUGUUCUGAACCGGGACAUGAACUGUGACCAGACCACUGGACAGUGCACGUGUAAGGACAAUGUUGGGGGCCGUAAGUGUGACUACUGUCUGGCCGGCUUCUACUCCUUCCCAUACUGUUCUCCAUGCAGUAACUGUGACAGCCAGGGUACACAGGAAGAGAUCUGUGACGCAAGCAACGGAGCCUGUUUGUGUAAAGAGAAUGUAGCUGCCCCUGACUGUGAUGUGUGUGAACCAGGCAGUUUUAACCUUGACCCCAGGAACCCCAAGGGCUGCACCAAAUGUUUUUGUUUUGGGACCACGGCCAGGUGUGACAGUUCCACCCUGGUAUGGGGAACGCACAAGAACAUGCUAGGGUGGGCUGUCACCAACACAGUGGAGGGCUCCCUGAGAGAGUCGGAGACCAUCAUAGCUGUUCUGGAGUCAGACACCAAGAUCGUAGACCCGGACCAGGCCAUGUACUGGAUCGCCUCGGCCUCCUACCUCGGGGAUCAGCUCAAGUCCUAUGGAGGUAAACUGAAGUUUGAGGUGUAUUCAGUUGUUCCUAGAGAAAACGAGACAAGCCUGCCUAGUGGACCUGACAUCAUCCUACAGGGAGGAAAUAUGACCUUACAUCACAUAUACCAGUCAAAGCCAGAACCCACCACAACCUACCCAGUGGAGAUUACACUGAACGAGUACAAUUUUGUGCGUGGGGAGGAUGGACUCCCAGUGUCGAGGGAGACCUUCAUGAUGAUACUGGUGGACAUCACAGCCAUACAUAUCCGGGCCAACUAUUUCUCCCCCACAACUGAAGUCAGGCUGAUGAAUGUAGAGCUGGAGCAGGCAGUGGAGAGACAGGGUGAAGGGACCCCAGAGAACAAGGACGAUGGAGGUGGCUCCUGGUUUGGGGAUUGGUUUGGUGGUGGAGAACAGACCACCCCUGCCCCCCUCCCCACCGCCAUCAGUGUGGAGCAGUGUCAGUGUCCCAUGGGAUACAUAGGGUCCAGCUGUCAGGACUGUGCCCCAGGCUACUAUCGGUCAUCCAAGAGCCCGUAUCGCGGGGUCUGUAUCCCUUGUAGCUGUAAUGGCCAUGCUGACUCGUGCGAUACCGAGACAGGCGAAUGUCUGAACUGUAGAGACAACACAAUGGGAAAACACUGCGAGGAAUGCUUACCUGGUUACUAUGGUGAUGCCUUGACUGGUGUCUGUCAGAUUUGUAGCUGUCCAUUGCCCAUAGAAAGUAACAACUUUGCCUCUGGGUGUAAUGUGUACGAGGGGAGCGUGUACUCCUGUGACUGCCUGCCCGGGUACACCGGAUCACGAUGUGAACAGUGUGCCCCUGGUUACUAUGGAGACCCAACUCAAGAAGGAGAAGUAUGUCGCCCGUGCCAGUGUUCGGGUAACAUUGAUAUGUCUGACCCCGAGGCGUGCAGCCUGUCCACUGGGGAGUGUCUUAAGUGUCUCAACAACACCAUGGGACCCGGAUGUGCCUAUUGUGAGGACUGGUACCAUGGAGACGCAGUAACCCUCAAAAACUGCCAAGCCUGUACAUGUGACCAGUGUGGUUCUGUGUCAUGUGACCGUGACUUGGGAUCCUGCCAAUGUCAGCCAAAUGUGGAAGGUCUGAACUGUGACAGAUGCAAGCCUGACACGUAUGGAUUUGAUAGCUGUGCUGGAUGUCGGGAUUGUAACUGUGGUCUCGCUUCAGUGAGCACACAGUGUGACAGCAUUACGGGUCAGUGCACGUGUAUGCCAGGAACAGAAGGCAAUUACUGUGACCAGUGUUCUGAGGGAUUCUGGAACUACACAGCUGCUGGCUGUCAAGUGUGUGAGUGUGAGGAGGAUGGAGCCAUCACAUGUGACAGAGUCACCGGCCGGUGUCAGUGUCUUCCAGGGGUCACAGGAGACCGCUGUGACAGGUGUCUCCCAAGAUACAUCCUGGUCCCCAACAAAGGAUGUCAAGCCUGUGACAGCUGUGUUCACAUCCUGCUGGAUGAUGUGGAGGCCUUACAGAGGAGCACCACCAACCUGUCCACCACCCUGGAGUCUGUGUCCGUCGGCAUGUCCGCCAACAACCGUCUUGAGGAAAUCAACCAGGCAGCCAUCAACCUCAGGCCUGAAGUGGAUGCACUGUUAGCUGGACCACAAGACAUCUCCCUGGAACCACUAUCUAAGGAACUCUCAGAGGUUCAAACUCUGGCAGAUGAUGGCAAGCUUCAGUCGGACAGGCUGAAGACUAGGGGUCUAUUCCUGACAGAUGAGUCCAAGGAUCUCCUGACCGCUGCAGACAACAUUGAGGCCAAGACGGCGGAAGUAAAGCGCGAGGCUGACGAAGUUGUGCAGUAUGCAGAGAACAUCUUGAAGCAGAUCUAUGAAGGAAUCAAGAUCGCCAACAUUGACACUGCCAUUCAGGACUCGAGAAGGGUCCUCGACCAGAUCAAGUCGGCCAACUUUAGCGGCAAUGCUGAGGAGUGUACUACAGAGGAGGCGCUAGCCAAAGAAUUGCUGGCACAAAUGAGCUUCUGGUUUGCCAGUGAACAGUCCAACAGUUCUAGAGAAACCCUGAAGGAGGCAGAAGAUAUCAUAAUGAGGCUGUACGAUCUCCAGAGUAACGCUAGGAACUCGGACAGGGAAGCAGACUCAGCUCAGGACCUCGUUAAUGACCUCAAUCAACAGACAAUGAGCAUACUCAAGGUGAGACUGGGGACCCUGGAUAUGUCAGAGAAGGACGUCCAGAUGCUGCAUUCCAUGUCAGACAACCUACUGAUGGAUGCGCGGGAAGCCCUGGGUGUGUCUAGUGAUGCAGCUUACGAAGCUGAGACCCGAGCCUCACAGAUCGAUGCAGCUGUCGGAAGGAUGCGUGAUUUUGUGGGCAAUCUGACCAGUGGUCUGGAGGAAGCCAUCGUCAAGGUCAACGAAAGUCAGGAGCGUGCCCAGUCCCUGUCCGAGCAGGCUCAGUUCCUGGAAAAUAUCUACACAGACACGAGGGAGACUUCUGCCAAUGCUCUUAAUGCUGCCAGUGCUUUCCAAGGAAUUGUGGACGCCAUUGAUGAUGCUAAUAAUGCUUCCCGUGUAGCUCUUGAAGCUGCAAAUGAAGCCCAAGGAAAGUCUAAUGGUGUAGGAGAGAGUUCCCAGAAUUCCAAGGGGAACAGCACAGCUUUACUGGAGUCAGCUAUAACUCGUCUGGACAGGACAGAAGUGGAGUUGUCAGAGAGAUUGCGUGAAGCCAAACUGAGUACAGACGAUGUGGAGACAAUGAAUGAUGAAAUCAGCCGCGGAAUGAAUGACCUUAAGUUCCAAAUCCAGGAACUCGGCAGAUAUGAGUUUGAAAACAGAACAAGAGAUGCGGGCAUUCGAGCGACUGCAGCCGGGCAGCGUGCUCUGGAUGCCCAGGAGAAAGUGGGCACAAUUCUAGCCAAGCUUCCGGAGGACAAAAACAAGAUAGACAGACUGGCCAACACUGUCGCUAAGACAGACAAGAACAUUGCUGAUGCCACCAGUCAAGGUGAUUUUGUGAGGGACAACCUGCCUGAGGUGAUCACACAGAUCAACCUUCUGGGUCAACGGAAAGAGGCCGUGGAGGCACUGAGAGAUGGAGUUUACACCAACCUGAGUCGACUCCGAGAACAGAUUGAGCUGGCUCGAGACGCUGCCAACAGGAUCCGUGUCGGUCUGGAGUUUGUUGGAAACACAACAGCCACACUGAGAAAUCCAGCCAAUAUUGAGUCUGCUGGCUCCUACUCCACUCUCUCCAUGUAUGUACAGACUCGCCAGAAGAGGGCACUGCUUGGCUACGUUGGAGCGGACAUGAUGCCAAACCGAGUCACACCCGACUACAUGUCUCUAGAACUAAGAGACGGACGCCCAGUCCUGCGUUACAACCUUGGAUCUGAUCCAGCGGAAAUCGUCUCCAAUAUGGACGUCUCUGAUGGCAAAUGGUACCUGAUCAAGGCCAAAAGGAUUGGGAAGUCUGGAGAGUUAGAGGUCAUAGGAGAUGGAGACAGCAACAAUGAUAAAGUGACGGGAGAGUCCGGCGGAACCUUCACUGUCCUAGAGCUGAACCCCCAGACCACCAAGUUCUACGUGGGUGGGGUCCCCAGCGACGUCAGGUUACCUCGCCCUGUGGAUUCCACGUACUAUAAUGGUGCUAUGGAAGAGGUGAUGUUUGAUGGGAAACCAUUGGGAUUGUGGAACUUUGUGGCAGGAGAAAACAACUUCAAAGGAGCCAUUGAAAGAGAUGUCAUGAAAUCAGUUGUAUCCAAUGGCUUCCGAUUCAAUGGCAAAGGUUACGUGAGGCUGAGCGCUUCCAAGGUCAACUUCAAACCGGCUAAAGAAUCGAACAUCAUCCUGAGCUUCAAGACCUACGCUGAAAAUGGACUGAUCUUCUUCAUGGGCAAGAACCGUGACUUCAUGUCGCUGGAGAUGAAGGAGGGUCACGUAUUGUUCCAGUACGACCUUGGGGGCAUGCCGGCCAAACUGAUCACCCCAGGGACGUACAACGACGGGAAUUGGCACACGAUCCAGGCCCAGAGACAGGAGAGGUUCGGGGUGCUCAAGGUGGACAAUGGAGACGCCAUACAAGGCCAGUCUCCGGGAUCACUGACUGAACUUAGCUACACAGACGACAUUUUCAUUGGAGGAUACAACCGACUCUUUGUUCCUGUUGGUAAUGUGGAAUCCCGAGGUUUUGAUGGCUGUGUACAGGACCUUCAGUUCAACAUCAACAAAUGGGAUCUGAACAAGAAUGAGGCGGCCAAGGGCGUAGUCCGGGGAUGUCCUGAACAGAUCUUGAGAACUGCCACAUUUGACCAGGAAAGGCGUGGGUUCAUCUCCAAGGAGCUGGCAGCCAGUGUGGGUACCAACUUUGAUGUGACCUUCAGAAUUAAGACACUGUCCAACGCCAGCAUGAUUCUGUACACAUCUAACAACGACCAGACAUCUGGAUUCUCCGUGGCUAUUUUGAGAGGUCGUCUGGUGGUAACCUCUGACCCUGGUGGUGCCCCCCUGGCUCUGGAAAGCACAGUCAAUACAUACAAUGAUGGAAACUGGCACUAUGUGUCCAUAAUGAAAAUGGGAGCAAAGCUGAUGAUGAAUAUAGAUGACCAGGAAAUGGUGGAUAAGACGGGAAGAUCGGGCACAGAUGUAUUCACGGAGCGCCCUCUUUACAUUGGAGGCACCGACUUCACCAUGUCAGAAAGACUGGUAGCAUCCACUGCCAGAUUCUCCGGCUGUAUGUCUGAUUUCACAAUCAACGGAAAUUUCUUAAAUUUUGCCACCAUUCCACGCCAGAAUGUGCGAGAUGUCUCAUUCAGUGAAUGUCCUAUAGAGGAUACAGAGAUUAGUGUUACCACGACAACAGUUCUACCAACAUUCCCCACUGACACUGAGGAGUCAACUAAGGAAGUGACAGUGGCUCCAGAGGAGAAGUGUCGCCUGCCGUCAAAUGUUGACGUCGAGACGAUCAGUCCAGGAGACGUGGAGGGCUUCAAGUUUGGUGACACGCUGACGAGCCGCCACGAGUAUGUGGGCUGGAAGAGUCUGAGAGUCAAGGCCAAUAUAGAGAUAGAGUUUAAGACAACAAGCAGUGGAGGAAUUAUGUUGUAUGCCACAGACAGACGAAAGACAGACUUCAUUUCCCUUAUCAUGAAAGACGGCCAUCUUGUUUUCUCUUUCAACUGUGGCUCUGGGGCCCUGAAUCUUGAAACUGACCAAAAAUACAAUGACGGCAAAUGGCAUACCGUGGAGUUUGGAAGAAAUCAGAAGACAGGGAAGAUCUCUGUGGAUGGGGGCACAGCUAAAGUGGGAACUUCUCCUGGUCCAACACAGUCGCUGAACCUCCGAAAGCCAUUCUUUGUGGGUGGGAUUAAUCCAGACCUAUCCUCUAACGACAAAGUCAAGAAACACUUACAGGGUGUACUAGGCAGUUUUGAGGGAUGUAUGCGUAACAUGGAACAGAACUACGAGACCUUUGGUCAGCCUAAUGCGACACAGAAGGUCAGCUCUUGUGUGGCCAAUCUGGAGAGGGGAACCUUCUUCAACGACCAGGGAGGCUACAUCACUCUGUAUGAUAAGUACUAUGUGGGUCUGGACUUUGCUUUUAACCUGGAUAUCAGACCCAGGAACUUGAGCGGGGUCAUCCUUGCAAUCUAUGAUCCAGCCGAAAAAGGAGACUACAUCUUCCUUCAACUUGUGGAUGGAAAGGUUGUUGCUACAGCUGACAAUGGACAAGGGGAGGUCAAGACGGAAUACACGCCUCGGGAGGAAAAUGCACUGUGUGACGGUGAAUGGCACAGUAUCAGUGUAAACAAGGCCAAGAAUGUUCUGUUAUUGACGGUGGAUGGGAACAACGCCCCCGCGGGAACAGGCGCGGUGGGAUCCUCCGAGAUCAACACCAAUGAUCCUAUGUAUAUAGGAGGAGUCCCAGAUUUUACCAGGACAGGAAUAUUGACUGACAGGAACUUUUCUGGAUGUAUUCGUAAUUUUGAGAUCAGGCGUGGUAAAGGAGAACUGUACAAAGCCCAAUACUUGUCAUCAGGGGACAUCACUGGGGAUGUUACUCUGAACAAAUGUCCACGGAACUAAACUCUAGAUAUAAGACAGCCAUGUGCAAUAAACCUUAAUGAACGUUUAGUUUGAAACAGGGUAUAAUUUUUAUUUCAGUGAAAUGUAAAAUCAAAAUCCAGUUUGAAAUCCUCAUAUACAAUAUACAUAUAUGAGCAUGCAAAAGAACAUUUGCUACAGAGAAACGUUUUAAUGGACCCUUCCCACCUUCCUCUGUUUCAAAAGUAAAAAUUUGUUGUACAUUGGACCUUCAUUUACCGGUACAUAAUUUUUAUUUUGAUAGCCCUCAAAAAGUUAAAACUUGUCUUUUUGCUAAUGCAGAAUUAUCUUAGAGAACUUGAAAUGUUUUCACACAUAAUUUAAAUUUUAUAAAUGAUGAUAAGGUAUCAUAAAACCUCUUUCAUCCAUUUUCAAUACAAAAAAACUUAAUGAAAUUUCCCUUCAAAGAAUCUUUGUAGCAGCUGUUUUUUUUAUGAUUCAAAAAUGUUUAUUGUUAAAUUGUUACAUAAGAUUGACAGCUCUUUUUAUGUAAAACAUGUCAAAUUUUAAUUGGAAUUAUUUUAUUUAAAAUUUUUAACAAUAAAUCUUUUUAAUCCAUUUUGACUGUUUUUUUUUAAUGUAAUACAUGUCAAAAUGUCUAUCAGAUUUAUUUUAUUUCAAUUUUUUGUUAAAAACUUGUUUCCCCACACAUGUUUGAUGUUUUUACAGUGCUUAAUUUGAUUCAAAUAACUUUUAAGAGACCAUGAAGUUGUUUGAACUGUCUUUCUUUCAUUCUGUUAUUUCAAUGUUGACAAUAAACAUCAUCUCUUUUAGAAGAGUCAUUUUAAUUCCAAUUUAAUAAUGUCAACCUUUUUUGUAAAUCAGUUAUUUUGUCAUCGGCCAAUUAUAUUUGUUUCAAUUUCAAUGCAUACCACAAUUCCUUGUACGAAGUGUGUUUUUAUCUUCUUAAAGUCACAGAUAACGAUUAUUCUAUUUUUUGGACCUAAAAAACUUGGCAGCACUCUUCUAAAAGAUAUGAUAUUCAACUGUAUUUGGCCUUAUUCCAUUUUCAUGUUUUUGUACAUUUGAAUUGUUAAUUUGUGAUCAAUAACUUAAUUAAUUGUACAAAAAUAUUAAAAGUAGGAAUCUUUAA
Magallana angulata is the source of this 12497-nucleotide messenger RNA. Its product is annotated as laminin subunit alpha-like. Lineage: Eukaryota; Metazoa; Mollusca; Bivalvia; Ostreida; Ostreidae. The transcript is spliced from 73 exons. Gene Ontology annotation, biological process: cell adhesion. The coding region runs from base 407 to 11386 and encodes 3659 amino acids. The record is from RefSeq and is a predicted model, not a curated record.